UUUUUGGAAGUUGGUUGCAGGUCUGAGAACAGCUUUGUCAGUGCCUCCGAGCUGAGGGACAGAUGUGGGUAGAUGAUCUCACUCAGCAGUCAAUGGCGAACAUUGGUUUUUGGACGAGCUCUUUGUGAACUAUUUAUUUCAUCAAGGAUGAAAUAAAUAGUUUGCUUGCUGGCAAAUAUCAAAUAGGUUGCUUGCUGGCUUCUGAGAUUUUUUUUUUUUGGGCCACGGAAUUUUUUUAUUUUUUUUCUCGAGGUCACUGAUUUUUUUAAAUUUUUUUUACAUAAAAAUUCUGAGAUUUUUUUUUUUUCUGGGCCAUAAUUUUUUUUUUUUUUUCAGUGGCCCUUCACUCACGCUGAAUUGAAGGGAACUCAAAAAUUAAGGCAGGGCACACUCUUGAUUUGGCUCACAUCGGUUUCAGACGCAACAUAUUGCGCUAAAACUCUGCACAAACAUUUAAGUAAAAAACAAACAAACAAACAAAAAUAUUUAAGUUAGCAUAUCAGUUUGAGUUCUCUGCUGUGUUGUUGUCCGAAGAUUUAGAAUACAUUGAAAUGAAAGUAUAGAUUUACGGGGAAGUGAACCCGGAAGUUAAAAAAGUAAACCAUCUUGCUCGUGCAGCUUAUCUUUGUGCGGCGAUGCUAGCUUGGCUAGCAGCCAGCUCGGCUCGGCCUCGGUGGCAUGGAUAUAGAGACUGCUUUCCACACGGUUGGGGAGUUUGGGCCAUACCAGAAGCGGGCGGUUACCGUGUUGGUUCUGACGCAGGUCUACAUGGCCUGCCAGUCCAUGCUGAUCGUUCUGGUUGGAUACACACCAGAGUAUCGGGUCGAGAAGCAGGACAGUGGUUCGUCCGGCCACCGGGAGUUGCAGCAGCACGUCAUCUUCACGGAGGAAGCGGACUCCAUUGUCACGGAGUGGGUCCUCAUCAGACAGCAGGCCUAUAAGGUCAGCCUGGCCGGGUCGCUGUUCUUCACCGGGCUGCUGGUGGGGAAUGUCGUCUUCGGCCCGCUCUCUGAUCGGAUCGGACGGAGGCCCGUCUACCUGACAGGUCUGUUCUUUGAGGUGAUGUUCGGCUACCUCACCGCCCUGGCGCCCAGCUACGAGGUCUUCGCCGCUUCUCGGCUCCUGGUGGGGCUGAUGAACGGCGGAAUCGGCCUCGUCUGCUUCGUCCUCACCCAGGAGUACGUGGGGAAGUCCUACUGGGCCAUGACCGGGACCCUGAACAGCAUGAUCUUCGCCGUCGGCAUCGCUCUGUUCGGAGCGCUGGGCUACUUCGUCCGGCCCUGGAGGACUCUGGCCACGGUGGCCAACUCCUCCGGCGUCCUGUUCUUUCUGCUGUCUGUAACUCUUCCAGAAUCUCCUCGCUGGCUUUAUUCUCAGGGACAGACGGAGCGAGCCGAACAGGUUCUGCGCUACAUGGCCGUGAGGAACGGCAGCAGCGCCUCCAACCUGGUUCUGCAGCGGGUCGGCGCCGCCAAGCCCGGCAGCCCGGUGAGGAGGGGCGGCGUCCUGCAGCUGGCGGUCCAUCCGGUCCUGCGCCUCAGGACGAUGGUGCUCAUGUACGUGUGGUACUGCUGCAGCCUGGUGUAUUACGGCCUCACACUGGGAGCCAGCGCCACGUCGGGGAGUCGCUUCGUUAACGUGGCCAUGUACGGCCUGGUGGAGCUGCCGGCCUAUCCGCUCUGCAUCUAUUUCAUCAAUAAGAGCUGGGCCGGCAGGAGGAAGAGCAUGUCCAGCUUCCUGUUCCUGGCCGGCGGCGCCUGCCUCUGCACCACGCUCAUCCCCGAGAACUCAGGGUCUCUGCUGAGCAUCAUGUCUCUGGCUCUGCUGGGGAAGCUGAUGGUCAGCGCUGCGUUCAACAUCGCCUACGUUUACACCUCAGAGCUCUACCCGACUGUGAUCAGGAACGCCGGGCUGGGAGUGUGCUCCAUGUCCUGCCGAGUGGGAGGAAUCCUGGCGCCGUUUGUUCCCUCCAUGCGCGCGCUCCACGCCUCCAUGCCCUUCACGGUGUUCUGCCUGAGCGGUUUGUCUGCCGGCUGCCUGGGCCUCCUGCUGCCGGAGACCCUGAACCGACCUGCAGCCGACACUCUGGAGGAGCUGAGCGGCCCGAGCAGCAGCCGGGUUCUGGAGAACAAGGCUCUGCUGUACGAAGAUGAGAAACUGAAAUCAAACCACCAGUGAAGUUCUGGUCUUCGUUUGGGUCCAGAGGAGCGGCUGCUUCCGAGCGCCGUACCGUCCCUUUAAGACAGGGAGUCUCCGGGUCGCCGCCUGCAGGGUUCUCCUCGGUUCCUCCUCAGGUUUUUCUCUCCUGGCUUCAGUCCAGAUGUUGCUGCCGCUGGCAGGAAGUGAAGCACAAACUUUAAACAUUCCUCUGGCCACCGCUCUGAAGAGAGCCAGGUCAAAGGUCACUGAACCCAGAAGCUGCUGAUCAGCUGGGAAACGUGAUCUGCUGGGACCAGGUCGUGGUUCUGAUCCGUUAGAGAAACUUCCUUCACUUUCACUGAAAGCGGUGAUGUGGUUUAAUGGCUGCUCAAGUGAUGGAUCACGUGAUGUUUCAUGUAUGAAUCAAGCUUCUACUGCCCCCUGGUGGCUGCCUGUUCAGGCCGGGAAGCCGAACCGACUGGGUCAGAGGUUAUUUUUAAAAGCAGAGGUGAUGCUGCCUUAACGAUCAGGAAGUGAAAACGAUCAGAUCGAAGCCGCAGCAGAAAGUUUUAUGAUCACAUGUGGAUCCAAUCUGACCUGUUUACACGUUGAAACGUGAUUCUGAUGGAAAUCUGGGUUUUCACAGCUUUCCUGAACACCAGCUGAGGUUUUUCUACCUGAAAUCAUUUUGAACUGAAGGAGAAACUGUGGUUGGUGAUGACUGUACCUCUGAUGAAACCUGACACCCAAAAAUAUCUCCAAGGUUUUCUGUCCUGGUUCUGGUGGAAACGUCUCACUGGAGAUCAGACAAAACUAACUUUCACCACAUUUUCAGAAAGAUAUUGAUUGUUUUUAAAGAAAAUGACAUUUUCUGACUCGUUAGAAGUGAAACACUCAGCUGGUGUAACUGGUUAUUUUUAAUCAGUAUUUCCUUAAAUCAAUCUCCUACAUUGGAAAGUUACUUUAAUCAUAUUUACACAAGAACUAGACAGAAAUCCUUGGUAAUAUUUUGUUUUUGCUGCAUUCAUGUUUAUCAUCAAACAUCCUGAAAACGACCAAUAAUAGAUUCAUUUACUUCCUGUUUACUUCCUGAUAUUCCAUAAAAGUUUUCUCAGACCACCAUCAGGUUCAGGGUUCAAACUGUCUGAGUUUUCCUACAGAUUAAAUCCUAAAAUUGGAAUAAAAACCUUUAGUUUUUGAUAAAACCUCUAAUAAUGAAUCCUGGCUCAUGUUGCAGCGUCUCUAACUCCCACAGGGUGAGAAAAUCUCUGCACUUUAAAGCUGCACAUUUAUGGGACCAAUCCUAAAUAUUUUAAUUUGAUUUAAAAGUUAAUUUUGUGGUAAGUUCUGAUAUAUUUUGAAAUGUUAAAUCCUGAUUUUCUUACCCCAGUAAUGACGGAUAAACUGCUUCAUUAGUCAAAGUUGUUUGAUUGACUCAUAAGGAAAAUCACCAGAGAAGUAAAACCUGUAAAAUGAGUCGAAUUAAUGUUGAUUUUAAUGAUAAUUAAGGAGAUUUUAAAGGGAUCAAAGCUCCUGGACUAAAAACACGACGACAUUCCUGAAAGUCUUUUGUUUACUCUGUAAAUACUGAGAUGAAAUAAUGUUACUAAAUGGAUGUUAUUGUAUCUACGGGGAUCUUUGGUUUAUCUUUGAGUAAAAAUAUUAAUUUUC
Molecule: messenger RNA, 3810 nt
Organism: Gambusia affinis (western mosquitofish)
Lineage: Eukaryota; Metazoa; Chordata; Actinopteri; Cyprinodontiformes; Poeciliidae
Gene: slc22a15
Product: solute carrier family 22 member 15
Exons: 13
Coding region: 679-2178 (499 amino acids)
Biological process (GO): transmembrane transport
Cellular component (GO): membrane
Molecular function (GO): transmembrane transporter activity
Source: RefSeq, a predicted model, not a curated record